CAAUCGCAAUAUCUCGAACGAGAAUCAGUCUCGCGCGAGACGCGCAGCGUGAUGGAUGUGUGGGGUGUACUAAUCUGAUGGAAAUAAUAGAGAAAGAAAGAUGUUGUCGUGAGGUCAGUGGGUCAGUCUGUCAAUCUUACGCAAAAUGUGCAACGAUUCUAUCUCCUGCAAUGGCCUGCGUUAGCUCCACAUUAACAUACAAUUCAUUUUAUGUUAAUGGCGAAACAAUAAUGUAUUUAAUGGAACAACUUCAGCAUAUCUAUGAACACAUAAAAGACAAAAAUGAAUUAGUCAUCAUCGAAAGAUAUGGGAACAAUGCGAAACAUUAUACGAUUGCAUUCCUAACACUUUUUUUUGUCAUACUACCCAUUUAUCUAUCUGCCCACAUCUGGCCUGGUUUUUUCGACAUUAUUUUAUUGACAAUAUUAAACAAACCUCAAUUACGGCAUCUGCAGAUUACGACUAACUAUUCUGUAAAUCAAGAACAAUAUUUAUAUAUACGACAACUGCAUAUGGUUGUUGCUCUUUUUAUAGGAAUUGUUGCAAUGAUAGCAACUGGAGCAAUGCUCAUUACUUAUAUUCAACAUGCCUGUGGAAUGUUUAAAAUUGCCAGGUUUUCGAAUCAUUUAAUAUCCAAAUUGGAGAUGUCAUUUCUUUUAUUAAUAAUAUUCGGAGUGAUUACUUUGAGUUGCAAUAUAUUUCAAAUAUUUCAGGUUACAUCAGAAUAUAAUUGUGACCAGUUUCUAGGAUCUGUUAUAAUCGUAUUCGUUGCUUUUGCAUACAUGUUCAUAUCUAAUUUUAUCGGACAAGAAAUUAUAGAUUAUAAUAAUGACGUAUAUGCCGCUGCAUAUAAUGUUUGCUGGUAUACAGCUCCUCUACAUAUACAAAAGAUAAUACUAUUUUUAUUGCAAAGAGGUAACAAACCUUUCGGGCUGAACGUCGCUGGAUUGUUUAUAGCAUCCUUAGAAUGCUUUGCAACGCUAGUGAAGGCAUCCGUAUCUUACUUUACCGUUAUGUAUUCAGUAUAAUUAUA
Nylanderia fulva is the source of this 1033-nucleotide messenger RNA. RefSeq lists its product as uncharacterized. Gene Ontology annotation, cellular component: plasma membrane. The record is from RefSeq and is a predicted model, not a curated record. Lineage: Eukaryota; Metazoa; Arthropoda; Insecta; Hymenoptera; Formicidae. Gene Ontology annotation, molecular function: olfactory receptor activity; odorant binding. Gene Ontology annotation, biological process: detection of chemical stimulus involved in sensory perception of smell; sensory perception of smell.